Messenger RNA from Zingiber officinale, 4359 nucleotides. RefSeq names its product protein STICHEL-like 3. The record is from RefSeq and is a predicted model, not a curated record. NCBI's taxonomy places the organism in Eukaryota, Viridiplantae, Streptophyta, Magnoliopsida, Zingiberales, Zingiberaceae. Gene Ontology annotation, cellular component: nucleus; DNA replication factor C complex; DNA polymerase III complex. Gene Ontology annotation, molecular function: ATP binding; DNA binding; DNA-directed DNA polymerase activity. The coding region runs from base 649 to 4080 and encodes 1143 amino acids. Gene Ontology annotation, biological process: DNA-templated DNA replication; DNA repair. The transcript has 8 exons.
GAAAUGGUAGAGCACCUCGAUGACAUGCUUUGGAAUGCGAAAGCGCCACCGCCCAGAGCGACAAAGCAGUGCCGGCCACGGGCGAAGGCCACCGCCUUUGCCUUCUCUCUAUAUCCCUGGUCUCACAUGUCGGAAUCCGUUGGCGCGGGCUUCAUGUGAUGCUUCGGCCGGGCGGAAGCCAAACGGUUGAGAUCCAUUCCGCUUUUUAGUUGAGGCAUUCAUUUCCUUCAUGUGCUCCAGCUACAUUCGCCUCUUUUCCUCACCCUUUUCUGUCUCGAUCUUUGCGAGCUCCAACUUGGGUGCUUCAGGUGUUUAUUUCUUCCCGCGAACCGGCGGUGGCGGUCAAGGAAGAGUGGGGGCUGAUAUUUCCGGUUGCUUCCGGAAAUGUGAGAUGGAGUCCUUCUUUCCUGGCGAUCUCUGGAUGAUUGGUGUUGGAUGCCCACUUUCUCUUUGCAUGGCGGUUGAUGAAACCUUGGUCUUAAAACAUUACCCGUCAUAGUUAGCAUUCAAGGCUUAUCUAGCUUCUACAAUUAAAGGUGAAGCUUUAGUGUUAUUUUUAGCAGUCAUCUCAAGAAUGGCUACAGUCCCAGCAUUGACCACCUUCAGAACCAUGUGCAUUUGACCAACUGCAUACAUUUGCAGAGCCACAUGCACCACGGCACCCCCUACUUUACAGAGAGAUCCCUCAAGAGGGAUCUCCUUAUGCUCCAGAAAUCUAAGUAUCUGAAAGAUCCCUCCACCAGGCCUGCUUCACGCUCUCCUUAUUUUGUGGCCGAUUUUGCUAGGGAAGCUGCAAAAGGUGGUUCAAAGAAUGGUAGGAGGAAGUCUAUAGGAGCCAACCGUGUAAGAGAGGUUGGCCAAUCAUUCAAAAUGUCACCACUUUUUGGAUGCAUUGCAACCGCAAAGGUUGCUGCUGACGAAGCAGCCAACGAAUAUGAUUUUGAGCAAAGAGAUAGGAUCACUAAGACAAGUAAAGAGGAAGAUAUGACUAGAAGAAGUUGGGAGAGUGAUAUUUCCUCUGGAAAUCAGGUUUCUCUGUGGGACAUGCCACACAAAGAUGUAGAGUUAGUGAAUAGGGAACUCAAUAAGCAAACAAAAGAUCAGAUUCUUCACCCAAAGGUACUCCUAGAGAAUUUGGAAGAAGUUUCCUAUCUGGCAGGAAACUUUUGCCGGAAGCCUUCUGAUUUGUUUCUGAAUGGUAAACAUGAGACUGCUGUGAGAACCAAUGACGAACAAGAAGGAAGAAUUUGUGACAGCUAUUACCAUUUGGAAAGACAAAGGAAGUUUAGGCUGAAAGGUACAAGGAAAACACGAGUAUCUGCUGAUUCAAGAGGUAUUGGUGCUUACCAUAAGCCAAUAGAUUUAUCAGGUCCAGUAGCCAAAGAGUCUAUGAAUGAUAAAGGUUAUCUGGAUGACUUAGAAGAGGAUAAUGUACUGGAGGUUUCAAAAGAUCCGAGAACUGUCUGUCGGAUUCCUUGGAAUUGGUCUAGGAUUCAUCAAGGCAAAACAUUUCUUGAUAGAUCUGGGAAAAGUUUAUCUUGUGGGAUGUCUGAUUCUAGAAUGAAGAGGCAUAGUGGAUCUGUUUCACAAAUAGAAGGAAAUGCUUCAAACCUGGCCACAGCAUCUGAUCAUUUCACUUCAUCAUCAAGUCCAGAAAUACCAUUACUUUAUGGCGCACAGGAAUCACAAGGUAGUGGUUCUAAUCAUUUUGUGCCUAAAGAUUAUUCAGGAGAGCUAGAAUUUUUUUCUAAUCAUUGUUCUAGAGAUGAUGAGGAAUGUAACCUUGUAUCUGCAGCAAGAUCCUGUCAGCAGAGAUCUCGACGCUGUGGGCAUGGAAGACACAGAAGUUUGUUGCAGAAAUACAUGCCAAAAACCUUCAGAGAUUUUGUUGGACAUAGUUUGGUUGUCCAAGCUCUUUCUAGUUCUAUUUUGAGAGGGAAAAUUGGGCCGGUUUAUGUCUUUUAUGGUCCUCGUGGGUCAGGGAAAACAUCUUGUGCACGAGUAUUUGCUAAAGCUUUGAACUGCCGCUCUCUGGAGCACCCCAAGCCUUGUGAUGCCUGUAGCUCUUGUAUCUCAUAUAACCUAGGUAAAAGCAGAGAUGUGCUGGAACUUGGACCCAUCAGUAACUUCAAUUUCAAAAGCAUAAAUGAGAUCUUCAAGAACCUGAUGCUCUCACCAAAAUUAUGCUCACACAGAGUUUUUAUUAUUGAUGAUUGCUAUAGAUCACUGUCUAAGUUAUGGAGUGUCUUAUCAAAGGUCAUUGAUCAAGCACCACGACAUGUGGUUUUUGUCCUUAUCUGUUCCAAUCUUCAUUGCAUACCUCAUAUUAUCCUAUCCAGGUGUCAGAAGUUCUUCUUUCCAAAAUUGAAAGACUCUGAUAUCAUCUCUACUUUGGAAUGGAUUGCAACCAGUGAAGGAUUAGAAAUUGAUAAGGAUGCUCUGAAACUUAUAGCAUCACAAUCAAAUGGUUCAUUGAGAGAUGCCGAGAUGACUCUUGAUCAACUAAGCUUGCUUGGGAAAAAAAUUUCUCUUCCACUUGUUCAGGAGUUAGUUGGUUUAGUGACUGAUGAUAAAUUGCUGGAUUUACUUGAUAUGGCAUUAUCUGCAGACACUGUGAACACUGUGAAGAGCUUAAGAGAACUUUCUGAAAGUGGGGUGGAUCCUGUCAUGCUAAUGUCACAGCUUGCAACUAUAAUUACUGAUAUUUUGGCUGGUAGUCAUGUCUUUACACAAGAAAAACUACGGGGGAAUUUUUUUUGCCGGCUAACUUUGUCCAAAGAAGAUAUAGAGAGAUUGCGCCAGGCUCUAAGGAAGCUCUCUGAAGCUGAAAAACAAUUGAGAGUUUCCAAUGACAAACUUACUUGGUUGACAGCAGCUCUUCUUCAAAUUGCACCAGAGCAGCAAUAUCUUCUACCUAGUUCAUCAGGUAGGAGUUCUAGCGGUGAUCAAGUGAUUAUGAGAGACAAACCUAGGAGUUCCACCAACAAGCAGGACGAGAUGCAAUCUGGGCAUAGGAGUUUUGCAGAAGGGGCUGUUCAGGAGCAUUAUAACAGUAAAGGUGUUGGUGAUAGAAGUUGCAGCGUUACAGUGGCUAAUGGGGCACUUCGUGGCCAACAGACUGAAAGUGAUUUUAUAUGCUCAGAUGAAGCCACUAGAAAAAGUAUCAUGCACUCUGGCAAGAAACAUGGUGAUACUGAAAAGAUAUGGCAGGAAGUACUAGAUCAUAUAUCAUCAGAUGCAUUGAGACAAUUUUUAUAUGAUGAAGGGAAUCUAAACUCAGUUAGCCUAGGUGCUGCUCCCACUGUGCAGUUGAUAUUCAGCUCAAGAACAAACAAAUCCAGAGCUGAAAAGUUUGAAGGGUAUAUUUUACAAGCAUUUGAAUCUGUUCUUGGAUCUCCAGUAACACUUGAAAUGAGUAGCAAAUCUAGCUUCAAUGCUACCUCAAAUCAGGCUGCUUGUUUCUGUAGCUUUGAUAGUGCUUCUUCUAAGGCAAUAAAAAAACCACAUUCGAUGAAGAAGCAAAAUUCACUUUACUCUGUCUCUGAUGAUCUUAAAGGAAAAUUUACAGAGGCAAAUGUUCUUAGAAAAAUUGGCUCCAAUCGACCUAGAUGGCUGGGUGCUGGUCCCCACAUCAUGAAAGAAGGUGAAAUCAUUGAAGCAGGAUCUCCUGAACUAAGAAAUAAAUCUCUGGGAAUGCAAAAAAUUGUGUGCGCACGGGAAGAAGCAUCAACUUCACAACAUCAUGCUAAUUUGAGUUCUUCCUCAGAGUGGAAGGAGAUUGAACACAAACAAAUAAAAAGCUUAGUCAGAGGCAAGGUCUCCCUGGCACAUGUUCUUCAGCAGGCAGAAGAUUGUUCCCAUCAAGGUGGACGGUCAAGAUGCAAAGCCAUGUCAAUAGCAAAAAAGCUUGAACAGGAAAACCUGAGAUUAGAGCCUAGAUCAAGAAACUUGUUUUGCUGGAGAGCUACAAGGGCAACUCAAGGAAAGCCCUUGAGACUACGAAUUAGGAGAAGGAAAUCAAGUACCUUGUCGAAGCUCGUAGCAUGCGGAAGAUGUCUACAUAAGAGACCACCAAAGUAGAUUCUGUCAACAUGGAGAAUAAAAAGGCAUAUGCAACCGUAGCCCGCCUUGCCGUGGUCAUUGCUGCCCUCUUUGAGGACUCCUUCCAUGUCACCUCUUUCUUCAAUGGAGGAAUCUCGCCGUCACUUGUUCCUUCUAUGUUCAUGUCCUCUCGAAAAUGAACAAGCAACAUAUUAUCUUCGUCUUGUAUCUCAAGCAGAGAACACCAGGUAUUCAAUAAUUUAAUUGUGUAAUGCAGUCUUCCAGAUUUCCAAUUUCACACAAUUACACAUCCAUCUA